This is a messenger RNA of Tuber aestivum (summer truffle), 2446 nucleotides long. The record is from the annotation of a GenBank genome assembly. Lineage: Eukaryota; Fungi; Ascomycota; Pezizomycetes; Pezizales; Tuberaceae.
AGUUGGCUGCAGGAUUUGUGAUAGGGUGGUAUGAUCUGAUAAAUUCACCGCAGGGACCAAAUGUUCACCAGAACGGCAGCCCUUCCCCCCAAUCUUGGGGCGUUCAGCCUCCAAGAAUCAUUGCGCCGAACUCAAUUCGGUUACGCUUCCAAAAUCGGAGGAGCCCUGUUGUGGUGCUCCCGCUAACUGUCUCCAGGAAUUGUUCUCCCCCUGUUCUUGUCCCUCUGCAGACUGCAGCACCCUGCGGCCACGCAGACCUCAACCCAGCUUUUUUCUUCUCCCCCCUUUCGGUUCGAUACGAAGUUUUCCUCGUCCACUCCUUCCUCGUCCUCUUAUUCUCCACCCUUCUCCUUUUCCUGCGUGAGAAAACUUGACACUCCUUGAGCUACUUCUCCUCUUUUCUCCUCCCCAUUGUCAUCUCCGGGCUCUUCGUUAAACAUCGGCGAUCAGUCCAUCUGCUCCUCCUGCAUCCCCUCCCGAGCUCCUGUAUAUCUGCAUAACCAAUCAACCAGUUUUCAUCAUGAAGGGUACCUGCAGCUCUCCAAACUUGUUUCCCUGGAGAAAAGGAGAAAAUAGUUGGCUAAUAUUGUUUGUUUGGAUAAAGCCCUCAUUCUUGUUGGUGGCUUCGGUACUCGUCUACGACCUCUUGUAUGAAUUUUCCCGUCCAUCAGUCCAACCCUUCUAUGGAACCAUCCGUCCCAUGAACCCGUACUCUCCCGUACUCUCCCGUCAUCCCAUUUCAUCCCGAUGCUGUUUCAAUCAGUGCAAAUUAGACGGCAGCGUGCCGUAGAGCUGCGUGGUCCGCCGAAAUAUGCAGGUUGCUGACCAUGGCUACCGGAAUGUCGUGUUAGACUCUCACUCUCCCCAAGCCCCUGGUCGAAUUCGGAAACAAGCCUAUGAUUCUCCACCAAGUAGAAGCACUGGCUGCAGCUGGUGUCACGGACAUCGUUUUGGCCGUCAAUUACCGCCCGGAUGUCAUGAUUAGCGUCUUGAAGAAGGUGAUCUAACCUUCAUCAGCUCUUCUAGGGCAUGCCUUAUCGACUAUGCUGACUGAACUUGGCGAGACAGUAUGAAGAGGAGUAUAAAGUAUCAAUUACCUUCUCCAUUGAGACCGAGCCAUUAGGGACGGCCGGUCCUUUGAAGCUCGCGGAGAAGAUUCUUGGCAAAGAUGAUUCUCCGUUCUUUGUCCUCAACUCUGAUGUUAUUUGUGACUAUCCCUUCCACCAACUUGCCGAGUUCCACAGAUCGCACAGUCAAGAAGGGACUAUCGUGGUCACAAAGGUCGAGGAGCCGUCCAAGUACGGUGUGGUGGUUCAUCAGCCAGGCCAUGCGUCGAGAAUCGAUCGCUUCGUCGAGAAGCCCAUUGAAUUUGUUGGCAACAGGAUCAAUGCCGGUAUCUACAUCCUCAACCCCUCUGUCUUGAGAAGGAUAGAGCUUUGCCCUACUUCCAUCGAGCAAGAAACCUUCCCUGCCAUCGUUAAAGAUGGUCAAUUGCACUCCUUUGACCUUGAGGGAUUCUGGAUGGACGUGGGCCAGCCCAAGGAUUUCCUUACUGGAACCUGUCUCUACCUCUCGUCUCUUACCAAAAAGAACUCGAAACUCCUCACGCCCGCGACGGAGCCAUUUGUCUAUGGAGGCAAUGUCCUCAUCGACUCAUCAGCGAAAAUUGGGAAGAAUUGUCGUAUCGGGCCGAAUGUCACAAUUGGGCCGAACGUCACUGUUGGUGAUGGUGUGAGAAUCCAGAGAUCCGUCAUUCUGAAAGAGAGCAGGAUAAAGGAUCACGCUUGGGUCAAGAGCACCAUCGUUGGUUGGAACAGCACCGUAGGAAAAUGGGCACGUCUGGAGAAUGUAACAGUUCUCGGCGACGAUGUCACAGUUUCCGACGAAGUAUACGUAAACGGUGGUUCGGUGUUACCGCACAAGACCAUCAAGGCCAAUAUUGAUAGUGCGUUACCUAUGUGAAGUUUCCAAUGAGAAUCUGUUUUACUGACUUGAGUUUUUAGUUCCGGCUAUUAUCAUGUAAAGGUGUUCAUCGGCUCUUGGCUUCACGCGACUUUGAAACCCUUUCCCGACUCCUUGGAUUGGGACGUUAGAGGAUGUGGUCUCUGCUCUUCUGUUUUGGAUACAGUUAACAUUAUUUAAUCAACAUUUAAAAAUGAGAAGUAAUCAAUGGCUGAAUGAAGAUGUUUGUAUAAAAAUGAGUGUUUCUCCGUUUGUUUUUUUACGAUUGUGGCCCCGGGAUGGGUUGAUUUGGGGAGACACUUUUGGAAGUGAAUCAUCAGGCGAGAUUUUGAACAAUAAAACAGAUACCUCGGGUGAUGGCGCAUACUGUGGUUAGCGGGGAAGCGGGUUCAGACUCCUCGACGCUCGGGCAGCCGGACUUAGCGGUACCGUGGUUGACCCCAGAUGGGGGUACACCCUGCCAAAUAAAUGAUGCGUAUUCAUG